This is a messenger RNA of Acanthosepion pharaonis, 813 nucleotides long. NCBI's taxonomy places the organism in Eukaryota, Metazoa, Mollusca, Cephalopoda, Sepiida, Sepiidae. The record is from the annotation of a GenBank genome assembly.
AUGCCAUUGAUCUUUCUGCUAGUUCUUUCGCUAGGUUCUUUACUAUUCUUUCUUUCUUUCUUUCUUUCUUUCUUUCUUUUUUCCAUUCUUUUUCUUUAUUUAUUUAGGAGUCCAGUAUUUUUUCUUCUUUCAUUCUCUUUUCCUUUUUUCCUUUCUUUUUUCCUUUUUUCGUUCUUCGUUCUUUUCUUUCUUUCAUUCUUUCUUUCCUUACUUGUCCAGUUUUUCUGUCGUUUUUCUUUCUUUCUUUCUUUCUUUCUUUUUUCCAUUCUUUUUCUUUAUUUAUUUAGGAGUCCAGUUUUUUUUCUUCUUUCAUUCUCAUUUCCUUUUUUCCUUUCUUUUUUUCCUUUUUUCGUUCUUCGUUCUUUCUUUCUUUCUUUCUUUCUUUACUUGUCCAGUUUUUCUGUCGUUUUUCUUUCUUUCUUUCUUUCUUUCUUUCUUUCUUUCUUUCUUUCUUUACCUGUCCAGUCUUUCUUUCGUUUUUCUUUCUUUCAUUCUCUUCUUUCUUUCUUUCUUUCUUUCUUUCUUUCUUUCUUUCUUUCUUUCUUUCUUCCUUUCUUUCUUUCUUUCUUUCUUUACUUGUCCAUCUUUCGUUCUACUUUUCUUUCUUUCUUUCUUUCUUUCUUUCUUUCUUUCUUUCUUUCUUUCUUUCUUUGUCCGAUAGAAAUAUUAUUUCGCAUAUUUGUUUUUAUUUUUCCUGCUUAUAAUAUCUAUCUAUCUAUCUAUCUAUUGGUCUUCGUCUAUCUAUCUUUCUCAGUCUGGCCAUAUCUAUCUAUCUAUCUAUCUAUCUAUCUAUCUAUCUAUCUAUCUAUCUAA